Molecule: messenger RNA, 1214 nt
Organism: Psammomys obesus (fat sand rat)
Lineage: Eukaryota; Metazoa; Chordata; Mammalia; Rodentia; Muridae
Gene: Ccr7
Product: C-C motif chemokine receptor 7
Exons: 3
Coding region: 47-1183 (378 amino acids)
Biological process (GO): chemotaxis; inflammatory response; G protein-coupled receptor signaling pathway
Cellular component (GO): membrane
Molecular function (GO): C-C motif chemokine 19 receptor activity; chemokine (C-C motif) ligand 19 binding; chemokine (C-C motif) ligand 21 binding
Source: RefSeq, a predicted model, not a curated record
CACAAGCACAGCCUUCCUGUGUGACUGCAGCUGCCCGGAACGCAUCAUGGACCUGGGGAAACCCAGGAAAAACGUGCUGAUGGUGGCUCUCCUUGUCAUUUUCCAGGUGUGCUUCUGCCAAGAUGAGGUCACAGACGACUACAUCGGCGAGAACACCACAGUGGACUACACCCUGUAUGAGACGGUGUGCUUCAAGAAGGAUGUACGGAACUUCAAGGCCUGGUUCCUCCCUCUCGUGUACUCGGUCAUUUGCUUUGUGGGCCUGCUGGGCAAUGGGCUGGUGGUGUUGACGUACAUCUAUUUCAAGAGGCUCAAGACCAUGACGGAUACCUACCUGCUCAACCUGGCCAUGGCAGACAUCCUCUUCCUCCUGACCCUUCCCUUCUGGGCCUACAGCGAAGCCAAGUCCUGGAGCUUUGGUGUCUUCAUGUGUAAGGGCAUCUUUGGCAUCUAUAAGAUAAGCUUCUUCAGCGGCAUGCUGCUGCUCCUGUGCAUCAGCAUUGACCGAUACGUGGCCAUCGUCCAGGCCGUGUCAACCCACCGCCACCGUGCCCGAGUGCUUCUCAUCAGCAAGCUGUCCUGUGUGGGCAUCUGGAUGCUGGCCCUAUUGCUCUCCACCCCAGAGUUGCUCUACAGCGAUCUCCAGAAGAGGAACGGCGAGAACGCGUGGAGAUGCUCACUCGUGACUGGCCACGUGGAGGCCUUGAUCACCAUCCAAGUGUCCCAAAUGGUUAUCGGAUUUCUGGUGCCCCUGCUGGCCAUGAUGUUCUGCUACUUUGUCAUCAUCCGAACCCUGCUCCAGGCUCGAAACUUUGAGCGGAACAAGGCCAUCAAGGUGAUCAUAGCUGUGGUCGUGGUCUUCAUCGCCUUCCAGCUGCCCUACAACGGAGUGGUUCUGGCCCAGACGGUGGCCAAUUUCAACAUCACCAAUAGCAGCUGUGAAGUCAGCAAGCAGCUCAACAUUGCCUACGAUAUCACCUACAGCCUGGCCUCGGUCCGCUGCUGUGUCAACCCUUUCUUGUAUGCCUUCAUUGGCGUCAAGUUCCGCAGUGACCUCUUCAAGCUCUUCAAGGACUUGGGCUGCCUCAGCCAGGAGCAGCUCCGGCAGUGGUCUUCCUGCCGGCAUGUGCGGCACACCUCCAUGAGCACAGAGGCCGAGACCACCACCACCUUCUCCCCAUAGGGGGCUCCCCCACCCGGAUUUCAAGGACCUC